AUGGCUUCAACGCAGAGUUCAGGCAAUAGCCAACAACUGAUGGAGAACACAGAUUUCGCAGGUAGUCUCGAGUUCAACCCAGAAAUUGAGAAAACUGCAAGAAAACUAAGAAAAGAGGCUAAACAGCGACACAAAGACCUCUCAUCAUCCAGCAUUGAGGAACAAAUCCCUAUUAAAGCACAGGUUGCUGCAGUUGAAGAGGAGAACGCGGUUGAAGAACAGGUUAUUGUCAACGAACAGGUCGUGGGCACGGAGAAAACAGUAUCUGACCCGGACGAUACCUCUGGUGAGUCUGACGUGGAAGAGGAAAUGGCUGAGGAACAAGCAAUACAAGAUGUUGACAAUGUGGAUGACCCUCAACCCCUUUGCAUCGUCUAUUCUGCACUAAAUGCACCACUUGAGCUAAAAUCAGGAUUAAUUCAUCUCCUCCCCAUCUUUAGAGGAAUUGAAAGGGAAGAUCCUCAUAGACAUUUGAAAGAGUUUCAUGUGGUAUGUUCCAGCAUGAGACCACAAGGAGUUACAGAAGAACAAAUCAAGCUAAGGGCAUUUCCUUUUUCUCUAGCUGAUAAUGCAAAAGACUGGUUGUACUACUUACCUCCGGGUUCAGUUACUACAUGGGGAGAAAUGGUAAAAUUGUUUUUGGAUCGAUUCUUUCCCUCUUCUAGAACAUCUGCUAUUAGAAGAGAAAUAUCAGGAAUUAAACAAAAGGAAAUAGAAACUCUCCAUGACUAUUGGGAGAGAUUUAAACGCUUAUGUCCUAGCUAUCCGAGGCAUGAAAUUUCAGAUAAGCAACUUAUGCUCCAUUUUUAUGAGGGACUCACAACCAUGGAAAAACGUAUGAUAGAUGCUGCAAGUGGAGGUGCGAUACGUAAAAGAACACCCCAAGAAGCCAGGGAAUUGAUAUCUACGAUGGCAGCAAAUUCACAACAAUUUGUACCUGUACAAGACUCUCAUAGGAGAGUUUCUGAGGUAAGCAAUUAUUCUGUUGAGUCUAAACUUUCUCAUCUAACCACUUUAGUUGAAAAUCUUGUUGCAGAGAAGGCACAACAAGCCAAAGCUUGUGGAAUUUGCGCUAAUAUGGGUCAUCCCACUGAUAUGUGUCCAUCACUUCAUGAGGAUGACCAGCAUGUGGAUGCUGUCAACGGGUUCUUAGGUCCUCUACAAAGAGAGUACGAUCCUUUCUCAAAUACGUAUAACCCAGGAUGGCGAAACCACCCAAAUUUUAGCUAUAAACAGCAAAAUUCUCAAAGUUAUCAGCCUAAACAGUUUCAACAGCAAGCAUCUUCAUCUAAUUCAGGAGACUCAAUAGUUUCAACAAGAGACCCGGAUGAGUAUUCGCAACUUGGAAACACAAAUCAGUCAAUUGGUAGUAUCGGUGAACAAAUUGAAAAAUCAAGUACAAAUCUAGAAACUGAGAUGAUCGUACCUGAACAAGACAAAUCAGCUUCAGCACCUGAGCAAUCUGAACCUCUGAUCAUUAAACCUCCUUUUCCUCAGAGAUUAGCCAGGUUCAAACAAGAGAAAGAAGAAAAGGAGAUCCUUGAGACAUUUCGUAAGGUAGAAGUCAAUAUACCUUUACUUGAUGCAAUUAAACAGGUUGUUGCAUUAAAGCGCCAUUGCUCAAUUGAUAAAAUGGUAGACUGCUAUUCAGAUUAG
This is a messenger RNA of Manihot esculenta (cassava), 1656 nucleotides long. RefSeq lists its product as uncharacterized. NCBI's taxonomy places the organism in Eukaryota, Viridiplantae, Streptophyta, Magnoliopsida, Malpighiales, Euphorbiaceae. The record is from RefSeq and is a predicted model, not a curated record. The coding region runs from base 1 to 1656 and encodes 551 amino acids. The transcript has 5 exons.